AUGACCGAGAACAAAAACAUUGAAUGUUACUCUGUGACUAUAAAUAGCAAUGGUACGCGUUUGGCUUCAGGAGGACUAGAUGGCUAUAUCAAGAUAUGGGAUGUGCAAACCAUAAAUCUGUUUUUUAGAUUACUGGAACAAGGUACACUCGCAGCCAAAAGUAAAAAGACGCAAGUAUUAUCCGCACCUUCAUCACACGAUUUGAAUAAUGCAACAGUAGCAACAGCAGCAACAACCAGUGUCGAAACAGAUCAUAACGACCUAGAUUUGCCAGACAAGUCGCUUUGUCGACCGCUAUGCUCAAUGUCUAGACACAAUGGAGUGGUGACUUCACUCAAGUUUUCGCCAGAUGGACGUUGGUUAGCCAGUGGUUCAGAUGAUAAAAUUGUACUUAUAUGGGAGAAAGAUGAUACACAGCGACCGAAAGCAUUUGGUGUUGAACAAGAAGAUCUUGAGCAUUGGACGGUGAGAAAAAGGCUUGUUGCCCAUGAUAAUGAUAUCCAGGAUAUCUGUUGGUCUCUGGAUGGCAAUUUGCUAGUCACUGUGGGGCUCGAUCGAUCAAUAAUAAUCUGGAAUGCAAUUACUUUUGAAAGAAUCAAGCGGUACGAUAUCCAUCAGUCCAUGGUCAAGGGUAUUGUGUUUGACCCUGCGAAUAAAUUUUUUGCCACUGCGUCGGAUGAUAGAACCGUGAGGAUAUUUAGAUACCACAAAAAGUUGAACGAGUACAACAAGUAUGAAUUCCAAAUGGAGCACGUUGUGGUUGACCCAUUUAAGAAGUCGCCAUUGACAUCAUAUUUUAGAAGGAUGAGUUGGUCACCGGAUGGCCAGCAUAUUGCAGUGCCCAAUGCUACAAAUGGGCCAGUUCCUUCUGUUGCAAUUAUUAAUCGAGGUAAUUGGGGCUCUGACGUUUCCCUCAUUGGUCAUGAGGCACCAGUAGAAGUGUGUUCAUUUUCUCCAAGCUUAUUCCAAGCUCUGGAUAGUUUGGAUGAUGAGAAAAAAACUGAAGAGUUAAAAUUUCAAACUAUUUUAGCAACGGGUGGGCAAGACAGGACUUUGGCGAUUUGGUCCACUUCCAAUUCAAAGCCCAUUGUUGUUUGUCUGGAUAUCGUAUACAACUCUAUUACAGAUAUUUGCUGGUCGCCUGAUGGUGAGACCUUAUAUUUCAGUUGUUUAGACGGCUCCAUCACGUGUGUACGAUUUGAAAUCGGUGAAUUGGGUAAAGUCAUUAGUGCUGAUUUGAUCGACAAGCAGUUGAACAAAUACGGAACGGAUAGGGAGUCUACUAUAUUACCAGAAAGUGUUGAGCAGUUGCAAUUAGAAGAGAAAGCAAAAGACGCGAGAGCAUUAUCGUUGAGGCUGAUGAUGCCUUUGCAAAACCGGCCACAAAAGGGGUCUGAUACAAAAGCAGCAGCAGCAGCUACUCCUUUAAAUCUGACAUUGAAAACUGCGCCAGGGCCAACACCUUUAUCCGCAACGGCUAAACAACCCUCUAGUCAGGUGCUCGUUCCAUCAGUUGCAAUAGACACUGCUCGUCUCCGGAAGCAAAUUGUGACGAUAACCAAGUCUGGAAAAAAGCGAGUAGCGCCUUUGCUUGUCUCAUCAUCAUCAUCAUCAUCGUCGGCAAUCUCCUCUUCUUCCUCCUCGUCGUACUCACAUUUAUCUAAUGCAGCCUUAACACAAUCGCUGUCUUCAUCUUUACCAAAUUCAAGCUCGAGUAAACCAAGAGAAGAAGUGUUUGCUCUGAAGAAACGUAAACUUCUCGCAAACUCUUCAAAAUUGUCACAUCCGACAUACAAUCUCCCCAAGGCAGGUAUUUCAACAGUUGUGUGCGGUAUCAAGAGACGUGAUUUAAUUAAUGCAACGGUGUCUGAAGAGCAGCAAGGAAUGAAUAAUGAUUUUGACGAUUUAAGCGGGGUUGCUCUACAGGACAAUACUAAUAAUAAUGCAUCGCAGCUUUCGGAGUCUGCCCUUCGACGAUUGAAAAAUAAGGAGAAACGAAAAAUCUUGGAAAAAAGAUAUCCCACAACCUUUCGAGACGUUACACACUUGCCGCAGCAAUUGUUCAGUAGUGUUGCUUUGCAGAAUCGCGAAUUGAGUAAGAUAUACAAGGCAUACGCCAACAAUAAGGAUGUGCUGAGUGAAAUCUCGGCAGGUUCCUCGAUUGAGUUUGAUGAGGAUUUAGUAUUUUCAGUUGUGUUGGCAAAAAUCAACCAUAAACAAAUUGCUAAUGCAGACUUGAUGCUCGACGAUGUUGAAAAUAUAACUACAACUAUUGAAAUUAGGAAUGGAAAGCCAUGGAGUAUGGAUGGAUGUGACCAUAAUCUGGUGGAUCGAGAUUUUGAUGAUCCAACAAAGGUUGUUGUCUACAAUAAUGAUCCAAAUGAUAAUGAAAAUAAGCGACAAUUUACUUUAUUCUUCCCAUUUCGGAUACAGCUGGUUAUGCCAAUUGUUGAUGAACAUGAAGAUGGAGGUGAUAUUGGUAACAGUGGUAAAAGCGUCUCACUUCGAUUUUUUGUCCUCUUUUCAUUCAAUGGUAGUAUACAAAUUGUAUCUGCACAAAGUGGUCGUUAUAUUUUGCCUACUAUAGAAUUGCAUGAGAAUGUGGUGUUUGCCAAGUAUAGAAAGGACCAUUUAUUGGUGUUGACGAGGUCUGGGUUGUUCUAUGGUUGGAAUUUGAGAACAUUGAAAGCAUAUAUGAAGAAAGUGUCCAUUGCGCCAGUGUUGAACUCGACAGAUUUAAGCGAGAUGUCCAACCGCAGUAUACUCACUCCCAUGGUGAAAAGUAUAGAAAUGAAUGAUACCAAUGGUCUACCGUAUGUGUUGACCGAUGCUAGCAGCAGCAUCUACGGUUAUUCACUAGACAUGAGGUGCUGGGUCAGUAUUUUCGAUUCUUGGUACUACAAUGUUGCUGAUGAAACUUGUCUCAAGAACAUUAGCAUCGAUUUGGGAUUCAAAGAGAUUUUUAUGAGACUGGAGAUGCAACAAAAAGAAGAUGCAUUGAUGGGCAAGAUCAAUACAUACAAGUUCCCCAAGAAAUCAGAAAAUAUAAGAAACAAACUUAAAGAGGUGAUGCAAACACGUUUAGAAGAAUCGGUUGAGUUAAUAUGA
Lodderomyces elongisporus is the source of this 3108-nucleotide messenger RNA. It is a transcript of the gene HIR1, whose product is annotated as Hir1p. NCBI's taxonomy places the organism in Eukaryota, Fungi, Ascomycota, Pichiomycetes, Serinales, Debaryomycetaceae. Gene Ontology annotation, molecular function: nucleosome binding; protein binding. The coding region runs from base 1 to 3108 and encodes 1035 amino acids. Gene Ontology annotation, biological process: DNA-templated transcription; chromatin remodeling; regulation of DNA-templated transcription. The record is from RefSeq and is a predicted model, not a curated record. The transcript is spliced from 2 exons. Gene Ontology annotation, cellular component: HIR complex; chromatin; nucleus.